GGAAUUUGCGAGAAGAAGGACCAUGGCCUACACCGCGGACGAGACCGCGCUCCUCGCGCAGAAGCCGCGCAUGGGUGCUCUCUCGGUGGCCGAGAAGAUCGAGCAGGCGAACCUCCUCAAGACGCAGGGCAACACGCUCUUCAAGGGGGGCGAAUACAAGAAGGCGAUCCACAAGUACUCGGCCGUCUUCUUGUACGUCAACGGUCUCAGCGUCGCCGGCGAUGGCAUGUCUACGUACUCGCAAGGCAAUGCGGCUAUGUCGGCGACCGCGGCUGAGGGCGACGAGAUCAAGCAGCUCAAGAUCGUCGCAUACACGAACACGGCCAUGUCGCACUUGAAGCUUGAAGCCUUCGACAAGGCGCUCGACGUGUGUGAGAAGGUGCUGGCAAUCGAACCCGAGCAUGUCAAGGCGCUCUUCCGUCAAGGCCAAGCCUACGCGGGCAAGGGCAAGUACUCGAUGGCCAAGGAGAUCCUCAAGAAGGCGCUGGCGCUCGAGCCCAAGAACGCGGCCGUGCGCAACGAGCUCAAGCGCGUGAUUGACGAAAGCAAGCUCCACCCGGAAGAAGACGAUCUCAAGAACAAGUUCUCAAACAUGUUCAACAAGUCGGGGGGUAUUUACAAGUAGUCGGUCUGGUCAUUCAAUUUUCACACGAAUGCGAUGCGUCCGAUGCC
Molecule: messenger RNA, 672 nt
Organism: Saprolegnia parasitica CBS 223.65
Lineage: Eukaryota; Oomycota; Saprolegniomycetes; Saprolegniales; Saprolegniaceae
Exons: 2
Coding region: 23-625 (200 amino acids)
Molecular function (GO): protein binding
Source: RefSeq, a predicted model, not a curated record